Messenger RNA from Gongylonema pulchrum, 274 nucleotides. The record is from the annotation of a GenBank genome assembly. Lineage: Eukaryota; Metazoa; Nematoda; Chromadorea; Rhabditida; Gongylonematidae.
GCCCAAUGAAAUUGAAUUCCACUCCGCUACGGCGUAUAGCACAGGCUUUUGUGAUUGCAACCAAGACGAAGAUUGAUGUAUCAGAAGUGAAAGUUCCGGAACACAUUGAUGACAACUAUUUCCGGCGAUUUACUUCCAAAAAAUCACCAAGAAAAGGAGAUGCGAAUAUUUUUACACAGGGGACAACUGUAAGUCUCUUCUGGAAAAACUUUCUGACUGUUCUUCUUUGCAGUUGUAGUUGUAAGAAAAUAACGCAGAGAACAAAAGCUUAGAA